Molecule: messenger RNA, 921 nt
Organism: Aspergillus heteromorphus CBS 117.55
Lineage: Eukaryota; Fungi; Ascomycota; Eurotiomycetes; Eurotiales; Aspergillaceae
Exons: 1
Coding region: 1-921 (306 amino acids)
Source: RefSeq, a predicted model, not a curated record
AUGCUUCUGGACCAUGAAGAAUCGAGUCUUCCAAAUGGACAUUCUCUUACACGAGAGCUCGAUCGUGACAGGCUUGGUAGGGGCGGUCCACUUAGUGAGAGAUCUUGGAUACUGGACUACUCAAGUAUUCCACAUAGGUGCACGACAUCUUCCAUCCGAGCAGCAUCUGUCUCAGAAGAUCCCUUGGUUUGGCCGCCGGAUGGAAUCCACGGGCCCCAACAGCCCAGGGUAGGACCAUUAGAGUCAAGGAGGGGCUCGGGGAGCUCACGUGCAGGGACACCCAUCAGGAGAAGGUUUACAAUAGAUGAUCAAAUCAUCGCCGAAAAAGAGGGGAAACUAGCUGCAGUUUAUGGCUUUCAGGGUGCAACGAGAUGUCAGGAUCAACCAUACCAAAGCCCUCUUCGCAUCCGAGGAUCAUCGUCCUUCGUUGAGAAUGCUGAGAGCCAGCAUAAUACUCUUCGAGAUUCUACCGAUACAUUGUCGGCUUUGAAUUCCCGUUAUAGCUGGCUCCCAGAACCGCGUCACAACAUACAACGAUUUAUGACCCAGACAGUAGAUGAGACGUCUAACUCUUCAUUAAGAGGGACUAGUCUUCAAGAACGGAGUGGGCUCACGCAGCUAAGCACAAUGGUCGAACAACAUACGCCUCCGAUCAAAGUAUUCGGCCAGUCCGUCACCAUUGAUGGUGAUCAAAUUGCCAGAGAAUCAAAUACAUACAGAGCUUACAAACUUCGCAACACUGACUUCACAUGUCCAUCAGCUUUUGAGCGGGCAGCUACGGCUAGUGUAUUUACGCCUAACAGAUCGCGAAACAAUGUGCCUAGCGUAGUCGAUAGCAUUGACGGCUUUUCAUCCGCCUCGAACGUUUUCAAGUUCCACAACCCAAAGAUCACACCGGGCUCUAAAGUCUAUAUGGGUUAG